AUGGACGCCGCCUCGGCCGCGGUCCGCGCGCGUGCCUUUUCAGAAACCGUUUCUGAGAAAGCACACAUUCAAUUUCACUUGUCAACUGUAUUUAUCACGGUUAACUAUUUCGCUGCGGAGGUGAAAGUUCGGCGACGUCGAUGUAAGUCCUCUCUCGCGAGCGAAACCCGACUGGCGCGCCGCCGUAACGCGUACGCGACGCGCGAAGAACGGGCGCUCGGCCCAGCGCGGCCCAUCGCUCGAGAUCUACGUCGCCCGAUGUGCCCUCGCUUCCAAGAACGACCAACCUUGACGCUUCGUAGAAAUAACACAAGGUAUUGUCACUAA
Leptosia nina is the source of this 327-nucleotide messenger RNA. NCBI's taxonomy places the organism in Eukaryota, Metazoa, Arthropoda, Insecta, Lepidoptera, Pieridae. The record is from the annotation of a GenBank genome assembly.